This is a messenger RNA of Guillardia theta CCMP2712, 1500 nucleotides long. RefSeq lists its product as hypothetical. The transcript is spliced from 9 exons. Gene Ontology annotation, molecular function: protein binding; endopeptidase activity. The record is from RefSeq and is a predicted model, not a curated record. The coding region runs from base 1 to 1500 and encodes 499 amino acids. NCBI's taxonomy places the organism in Eukaryota, Cryptophyceae, Pyrenomonadales, Geminigeraceae.
AUGCUUCCCGCUCUCUACGUCCGGAAGACGAUCUUGUGCGUGCUGCUGGCGAUCUACUGGGUCGGAGGCUCGAACGCGCAUCAUGGCAACAUUCGUCUCCGAGGAGGUGCGAGCAUCGACGGAAGCUGUGUGGUAGAUGUGACUAAGAAUGCUGGGAUCGGAAUCGGGCUGGGUCGAGAUAAGCUAGGUAACCACAUGGUGAAGAAGCUCAAGGAUGGCUGGCCUGCGCGUCUUAGCGGGCUGGUCUUCGAGAACGACAUCAUCCUAGAGGUCGACGAGCGGCCAGUAGGACCUCUGAGUACAACAGCUCUGACGCAGGAGCUGAGAGGGCCUGACGGAAGCGAGGUGAAGCUCCUCCUGCAGCGAGGACCUGAAGGUAGCCUCCAUGAUGUCUCCCUCGUGCGUGUGGCGCAAGGAGAGCCCGUGGCGAAGGAGAGCGAAGCAAGCCUCCUCUCGAGCACAAUCGCUGCCUCAUCCUCUAUCCUGAACGCGGCCUCGUCGAGCCUGUUGGGAGCCAUAAGCCUCAAGAGCGGACAGAGCAAGAGCAGCGCAGCCUCGGACGUGGGGAUCGGUGUGGGCUUCACCCUCGAUGAGAGUGCAAACUUCGUGGUGACGAAGCUGGUGCCGGGAGGGCCAGCAGCAGAGUCAGGCCAGCUGCAAGUAGGAGACAUACUGCUGUCUUGCAACGGCCUGUCGCUGAUCGACAUGAGCAUGAAAGACCUCGUGUCUCACAUCAAAGGAAGGGAGGGGACGACGGUCACGCUCGAGUUGCAAACGGAGGAAGGAGAGCUGAAGACCGCAGUCAUCACUCGUCGACCCCUCAAGGGCGUUCACACGGAACCAGAGCAGAAGAAGUCUUCCUCCCUCUUCAGCGCGCUCGGUGACAUCGGAGGGCUGGCGUCCUCCUCCAUCUCUUCCCUCAGCGCUACGGCAGGAGAUGCGUCAGCAAAGCUCUCUUCGUCGCUGUCCUCCCUGACCAACCUGAUGGGAAGCGUCUCGUUCACCAAGUCGACACCCGCACAAGCUGCUGCUGCUCGAUCCCCCCCAGCUGCAGCAGCCGCAGCGGCGUACAAGGGCGAAGGUGUCGGAGUCGGCAUUGGAAUUAAGAAGAAUCAGCAUGGAGACUUUAUGGUCACUGAGGUAUCGGGCAUGAGGUCGUCAGCGCUGAAGGAUCUGAUCUUCGGACCACCCAACACCAGGGCUGUGCUAUCCAUGUGCCGGUGGAGGUCUGUCCCUGGAAAACCGGAGGGAGAGUGGAAGGAACAAUUGCGUGUUGAGAUCAAGCGAGAGGCUUCGCAUCAGAUCUUGGAAGGCCGUCAAGCUCGCAACGACGGCGAGAAAGGAGCAUGGGCGAAGGACAUGGGUGCUGAGCCCAUGGCUCCUGAAGUAGAGAACGCAGUUGGUGUCCGCACAACCGCCGCCAGUCUUCAACCCAGCGAUGACAGCAUCGAGAGUAGCGCUAGGAUAUUCGCAAAAGUUGGUGUUGACGGUUUUCAAUGA